Messenger RNA from Moneuplotes crassus, 748 nucleotides. Lineage: Eukaryota; Ciliophora; Spirotrichea; Euplotida; Euplotidae. The record is from the annotation of a GenBank genome assembly.
AUAAAAUUUCAAGUUUAAAAAUUCAUGAGUAAUAACAAUCCUGGGCACUCUUUAGUCAAGUAUAAUACCCCAAUAUUGGUCAGUACAUCCAAGGGAGGCAAGAAAAAAUCUGUGAAAGAGCUGCCUCCCCUCAAGGAGUCAGGAGCAACCAGUAAUGAAGACUUGCUCAACGAAAUACUUCCUCCACGAGAAUAUACCCAGAACGGUCAACUCUGGAUCCAAUACGUCUCAUCUACACCUGCAACAAGAGUUGAUGUGACGAACCUCAAGAAAGAACUAGACACUGAGAUUGACAAGAGGCAGGCGAUCGGCACAGGGAUAUGUCCUCUCAGAGAGGAACUGUAUACUCAGUGAUUUGAUGAACUUAUUCGGCAAAUCACCAUCAACUGUAACGACAGGGGCUAUUUGCUCGUAAAAGUGAGGAAUGAGAUAAACAUGACCAUUCAGGCCUACCAGAGCCUCUAUGAAAGCGCAAUUUCUUCAGGAAUGAGAAAAGCACUCCAAUCUGAACAAAAUAAAAACGAUAUGGCAGACCGCAUUCGUCAAUUAGAAGAUGAAUGACUCGCUCUUGAGAGAGAAAGCGAGGACCUCGAAAUUCAAGUAGAAGAAACUGUAAAAAUUCAUGAAGAAAUUAGGGAAAAAGAAACUUCUUCACAUAAGAAAUGGAAAGAAGAAGUCAAACUGAAGCUCCAAGAGUAUAGAAAUGACAUUGAUGAAGCGCUUUCUAAUCCUCAUAAUCAUAAAUAAU